Messenger RNA from Salvelinus sp. IW2-2015, 6115 nucleotides. Its product is annotated as fidgetin. The record is from RefSeq and is a predicted model, not a curated record. Lineage: Eukaryota; Metazoa; Chordata; Actinopteri; Salmoniformes; Salmonidae. Gene Ontology annotation, molecular function: ATP hydrolysis activity; microtubule severing ATPase activity; ATP binding.
GCAUAUCCAGUGGAUCGAUGUUACUCUAAUCUUUGAAGCUGCACUGUCAUAUAUACAGGCUUGAAGACAUGAUCACUAGCACCGGUAUUUAUGGCCUAAAGAUGCAGUGGACCCCAGAGCAUGCACAGUGGGCUGAGCAGCACUUUGAUAUCUCCUCCACCACACGCUCUCCUGCACACAAAGUGGAGGCCUACCGGGGGCACCUGCAGCGCACCUAUCAGUACGCCUGGGCCAACGACGACAUCUCUGCACUCACCGCCUCCAACCUGCUGAAGAAAUACGCAGAGAAGUACUCUGGGAUUUUAGAGGGUCCGAGUGAGCGAGCGCUGCUCUGCUCCUAUUCCGAUGGCACUCCUGGACUCCUGAAUGGACGUAAGUCAGAGAGUGAGUCCUGGCAGGAGGGGAUUUACCCAAUGAACUGCGCUCCAGAUGUUAUAUCUGUGAGCAAAUCUGGAAUGACAGCUGCRCUUCCCCCAACAGACGUGUCGGCCAGCAUAGGUAGCACCCCAAGGGGGGCCAGCAGCCUGACCGAGCCCAGCUAUUCCAGCAGUAACUGUGGGAGUCACACAGCCACCAGUCUACACUCUGGUCUGUCCUCUCAGGAAUACGCUACGGGUUACAAUGGCUCCUACCUGCACUCUAGUUACAGCGGGCAGACCGCCUCAGGCCUCCCCUCUCCAUUGCACAAUGCUGGUCUCCUACAACCCCCGCCCCCACCCCCACCACCUCCCCCUACUCUAGUGCCCAGCUACAACGCGGGGUCUCCCAACCUCUCCAACUACAAUUAUCCUCCGACYGGGUAUCCCRCACAGACAGRUGUUGCCCCUYGCUAUAGCCCUGGGGGYGSRCCACCWCCCUCUMCCUAUCUGCCAUCKYGCAUCGCAGCUCCCACGCCCCUACCCCCCUCUACACUCCCUGGCUAUACCUACCAGUCCCAUAACCAUGCACCAAUUGCACCAACACCUUUGAAUGGCAGCUCAGCCAACUCAUUGAAAAGAAAAGCUUUCUAUAUGACGGGGCAUGGAGAUAUGGACUCCAGCUAUAGUAAUUUCAACUACAACCAACAGCGCUCCUCACAAAGCCCUAUGUACAGAAUACCAGACAACAGCAUCUCAGACUCAAGCAGAGGGAAUGGAUUUGACAGGAAUGCUGAUCCGUCAUCUUUAGCAUUUAAGCACACGAAGCAGCCAAUAUCCUCAGAUCAGCAAAGAAAAUGUUGCAGUCAGUCUGGCCGAGCAUUAACCCCUCCCUCCUAUGGAUCAACCAAAAGCUCUGUGGGAGGCCUGAGAUCGGGCGAGUCCUUUGGAAAGUUUGGAACCCCCAUAAUGAGUGAUCACAGUGAAGAGCAUAGACAGCUCCUCUCCCAUUCCAUAGCAGGGUCGGACAUUGGCAGCGCUACCUCAUCCAGCCACACCGCAGAGGAGCAGCUGAAGAACAGUGAUGCCAACCUCGUGGAGUUGGUCACCACAGAGAUCCUUCAGCCCGGUCCCCCAGUAGACUGGAAUGACAUUGCAGGUCUGGAGCUGGCCAAAGCAGCCAUCAAAGAAGAGAUUCUGUGGCCCAUUUUGAGGCCAGACAUGUUCAGUGGACUUGCCACAUUACCUCGYAGCCUCCUUCUCUUCGGACCUCAGGGAACAGGCAGAACACUGCUGGGCCGCUGCAUGGCCAGCCAGCUGGGGGCUGCCUUCCUGCGGCUCAGUGGCUCAGCCCUGGUGACCAAGUGGCUGGGAGAGGGAGAGAAGAUUGUCCAGGCCUCCUUCCUGGUAGCCAGGUGUCGCCAGCCCUCAGUGGUGUUCAUCAGUGAGGUGGACAUGCUGCUGUCGGCCCAGCUCAGCGAGGAGAGCCCAGUGAAUAGGAUCAAGAGCGAGCUCCUCAUGCAGCUGGACAGUGUGCUGACCUCAGCCGAGGACCACGUCCUGGUGGUGUGCUCCUCCAGUAAGCCUGAAGAGAUCCAAGAGUCCCUGAGGAGGUACUUCACCAAACGGCUUCUCAUCCCCCUACCUGACAGCACAGCACGACACCAGAUAAUCAGCCAACUGCUCUCACAGCACAACUAUUGCCUCAGUGACAAAGAGUUGUCACUGCUGGUCCAGCGGACGGAGGGUUUUUCAGGACUGGACGUGGCCCGGCUGUGCCAGGAGGCAGUAGUAGGACCGAUACAUGGCAUCCCAGCUUCUGACCUCUCAGCCAUCCAUCCCAGCCAGAUGAGACCAGUCUCUUACCAAGACUUUGACAAUGUAUUUAGCAAAUUCCAGUCCAACAUAUCCCAAAAAGAACUGGACACAUACACCGAAUGGAAUAAAAUGUUUGGUUGCAGUCAAUGAAACUGAAGCAUUCGAACAUGUGGGAAGGAAARCCCUUUCAGAAGGAUACCAUUUAGAAUUCUCAGUAAACAGGAAGUGGACAAGAGAAUAAUACAGGUAGUGGUGACUUUAACACCUGCAGUACAGUAAAGGCGUAAAGGUAGGCCUUAGAGAAGCAGAGGCAUGCUUUACACAACGGCUGGCAAUCUGCACACAACACAUAGAGAAAUAUUAUGUUGAUGCUUGAAACUGAUGAGGCCAAGCAUCGCCUACCAAGGUGCAAGUGGGUAGACUUUAACAGGAUGGAACCCCUGUGUGUAUAUAUCAGUUUGCUGUUCUGGAGAUUUAGUUGCUAUCAAGUGCCUGAAGUGGUGCUCUUUUAUUUUAUAAAAUUAUCUCUUCGCCUCACAAUCUACAUUGAUGGCAUGUGCUAAUAUAAAAAGCUUUAAUAUGAGACAAAAACAACAAAAUUGCUUUUUUCCAUUGAAACAGUAUUCCUCAACUGUGUCUGUUUUGCUCUCUCUGUGGACAGUAGAAAGUACAAGUGUCACUGGUAAUUUGAACCCUAAUUUAUAGACAUCGUUUAUUUUGAUGUUCUCUCUUUAUGAAAACUCAGGAAAGUGAUUGUGAUAUGUACAGUACCUCAAAGAUUGUUUCAAAGCACUAAACAUUUGGCUUGCGUUUGAAUUUGCAUUAUCAAAAAAUGGAGGGUUACGGUACCUCGAAAGGCUAAAAAUGAGUAUGACAUUGAAUGUACCAGAGUAAUUCUGGAGUAUUUGGAAGACAAAAGGAGAAGUGUCGUGUUUUUCUUUUGCAAUUUCCCAAGUGAAGAAUCCUAUUGUGAAUAUAGUUUUAUUUGAUAUGUGGCAAAGAUGGAGGAAUGACGUUUCUUUYAUCAACUACAACACAUUCGACCGGCCUUCAUCGACCGGCCACCGUACAUUAAGAGWACACAUUUUAGGAUGUAUUUUUUUGUUAAACCUCAUCUGUAGGAGAAAGCAUAACAUAUGUAUUUGUCGAAUAUUAUCAGCAGCUUAAAUUUGUAUCUCAUCUGCAGAUAAAACUGUCAGGCCACUUGCGGAGAAAUGGGUACGGCUGAAAGCGAGCCUCAUGAGGUUGAAACAGACCGUUUCCCCCAAGGUAUUUCAUUCCAUCCCGCUGCUGUUUUAUCAUUAAUGAAAACGAAGGAUUAUGUAUGCCCUAAGUUUUCUACCUCAGUUGAUUAGUUUUCUCUGAAAGCAGAAUCUAAGGGUAUGGCCAGAUGACAAAGCCUAUUUCACUUAUUAAACUAUGAAGCCUUUUGAGGGAACAAAAAAGCUGCRUUGCUGACAACAAAAUCAGCUUAAGUUAGUGUUACGCCAGUGUAGUCCCUGUUCAUAGACACCUAUGUACAUGGUUUAUUCAUUUCUCAGAACAUGAGCAGGUUGGUCUUGAAAAGGGGUCUGGAGACGUGUGACCGUUAGCCCCAUCUUUAAGCCCUUGUUCUAGGGUCAUUUCUUACAGCAAAGCUAUGUUAUUACUAACUAUCAGUGUUUAGUAAUAUGCCAGAAAAGGGGCAAUGGAGACACAAGGCCUGAUGAAUGCAUGAAAAAGCCUUGCAUUUGUUUUUAUUUUUUUCUUCCUUUUCUUUCCUAUAGCGGUAUGAAAACUGUUAGAAGGCACUAGUGCAUUGAAAGGGAUGCCCUAUAGUACCACUGAAAGUACUAUCAGUACAGUGCAACUGCACUGAGGGAUCUUGCGUUUUUGUUCACCUGCAUUUCAAAGUGAUAUUUUCCCAAUUUGUGUUUCAUAUAUCUUAUAUUUACAUAUAUCUUAAAUUGUUUUGGUCUUACUCAGCUUAUUGUGUUUACAAUUACAAAAUAUAUUUGUUCAUCUCCAAUGACGGCACUUACUUUGCUAUAUGGCUUUUAUUGCCAUAGAUAGAUAGGAUAAAAGUCCCCMGAAGUUAAGUGUAGUUAACCAAAUGCACUUUUGAAGCUUUGUUUAGUCAUACAAUAAUUUGUUUUCAAGUCUCCCUUGAAGCCAAAGUGAAAUCAACAGUUUUAUUUUGGCAUAAGAUAUUUCAACUGAAACUGGCAAUUACUUACUUUAAUAGCGAGUUAAGCAAUUUUGCUUAUGCCAAUAGGGCAUGUUUAUUCAUGAUUUUAAGGCAAAGCAAUUAAGCAUAUUGAAAAGAGCUGUUCAACAAGUUAUUUAUACAUUACAGUACACUACAUUACACUAAUUAUAAGAGCAGUAMAACAGGAAAAACUAAGGGAUGAGAAAAAAACUUCACUAACACAUCCAAACAAAUACAGUUUCUCGAAGUCAUUUAGUUUGGAGGACAACAAUGUAAAGGAUAGGCCUUUAAGUACAACGAACUGGCUACAGAAAGGUUGAUAAGCACAUCUAUUCUCCUUCAUGUCUGACAAUGUUUAUCACUUGAAUGUUGCUUUCCAGCCUGUAUCACUGUCCCUCUGGGUGGGUUUUGUACAGCGCUGCUUUUAAUGUCGGCUUCAUCUUUACGUAGUCUUAUCUGUUUUCUAUUUAAACCUCGUUCUUUAUAACCAUUUCUACCUCAUUGCUACAUAUUGUACAUGUAGUACUUACGUUCUGUCUUUUUGAAUGUCAUGCAUUUGUACAAAAAUAAAGAAACAAAACAACAACAACAAAAAAACGCUAAAGGAAAAAAUGGACAAAAAAUGAACAGCUUACCACCGAAAGACAGUCCUUACACUGAACAGUAUUAGCAGCAGAACGGAGAAGACACAUUAGUAAGUGUGAAGUUGACGAUAAUGCACACAUACUUGAGAUACUGACUUCUAUGGGAUAUAUAGGUACUCAUAAUGCCACAUUUCUGCAAGUAUAUUGUGGGCUGUAUAGGUCUUUCUAGAGGGUCUCCAAUGCAAAUUCCGUUUUUAAACUAGAAUGACUUGCUUUAAUAUUUUGUGAAUUGUUGUAGUGCGCAUGUUAAUGUGUCUUUGUGUGCACUUACAAUUCAAUGUGUAAGUGUGUUGGGUUAACAUAUUUAGAUAUGUGAAAUUACAAAUUUAUACAUUUCAUACAUAUGUACAGGAAAUAAACUUGCACAUAUGUGUACUCAAUGUACAUUUGCUAUUGAUAUAUACAUAUUAAAAUGCACCACAUACAGUACAGUACAUGUUUAUAUGUGUGUAUGUAUUGCCAUACCUACAGUAAACGUCAAUGUAUUUUCAUCUAUUCCAAGGUACAGUACAAAAAAAACGAACAUAAAAUAUUGAAUAAAGCUGUUUUUUUCUGGAAACCAAAUGUGUUUUCUUAUGUCUCCACUCUCUCAUUGGUUAGACUCGAUUGAUUAGACGUGUGGACAUGUCCAUGUUCGCAAUGUGCYUUUACAAUUUCAGUUCUGACAUUGAUAAUGUUAGUCAAGAGACAUGACAUUUGGAAACGCCAGUUAUUUAUUGUAUAAUACCUAUACAACGCACAACACAUGGUGCUCUCUGAGACAAUUAGUUUCUAUUUAUUUUGAAGGUUUUUGUGUCUUAAUAGAAAAUUGCCUAGACUGUGUAAUUGUAAUUCUUCCAUUAACCAAAUGUGUUGUUUUUCAGUCAUUAAAAUGUUAUGAUCACAGGAAAGGAGAAGGAUUAUACAAUCACACCCCUUAGUUCAUAGCUCCACACUGCCACUGAUUCUCUUUAUGUAAAUUGCACAUUUAUGCGUCGAUUUUCAUUUUUUUUUGAUGGUAUCAUUAUAUAGUUGAUGGUAUGUGCGUAGGAAGCUGCUGUAUAAUUAACAUUAAGGAAAAAAAGUCACAGUGCCUUUUUGUGCCCAGUGCUGUUUCAUUUGUAAUGCUG